AGGAGGCGGCGGCCGCGGCGGCGGGGCGGCGGCGCGGCGCGGCGCGGGAGCGGAGAGCAGCGGAGCGCGCACGCCGCGGCCAUGGGCUAGCGGCAGCCGGGGCCCAGCCGAGGGCACUGCCCGCCCGGCGCCGCGCCGAGGAACCCCGCACACAAUAGCGGCGCGCGCAGCCCCGCGCCCUUCCCCCCCGCCUCGCCCCCGUCCCUGUCCGCGCGCGCGCGCCCGCGCGCCCCCCGGGGAAACCGAGCCGGCAGCCUCACCUGCCGCCCGGGAGGGGGCGGGCAUUGUUCGCCGCCGCCGCCGCCGCGCCGGGGGCCAUGGGGGCUGCCCGGCGACCCGGGCCGGGCCUGGUGAGGUGGCCGUGCCGCCGCUGAGGAGGGCUCCUGCUCGCAGUUCCCCGCGGCGCAGGUGAGGCCGGCCGCGCCAUGGUGGACCCGGUGGGCUUCGCCGAGGCGUGGAAGGCGCAGUUCCCGGACACGGAGCCGCCGCGCAUGGAGCUGCGCUCGGUGGGCGACAUCGAGCAGGAGCUGGAGCGCUGCAAGGCCUCCAUCCGGCGCCUGGAGCAGGAGGUGAACCAGGAGCGCUUCCGUAUGAUCUACCUGCAGACGCUGCUGGCCAAGGAGAAGAAGAGCUACGACCGCCAGCGGUGGGGCUUCCGGCGCGCCGCGCAGCCCCCCGACGGCGCCGCCGAGCCCCGCGCGCCCGCGUCGCGCCCGCCGCCCGCCGCCGAGGGUGCCGACACGCAGCCCGCCGCCGCCUCGGCCGGCGAGGAGCCCGAGGCCCGGCCCGACGGCGAGGGCUCCCCGGGCGGCAAAGCCAAGCCCGCGGCCGCCGCGCGCAGGCCCGGACCCGCGGAGCGCGACGACCGCGGGCCCCCGACCAGCGUGGCGGCACUCAGGUCCAACUUCGAGCGGAUCCGCAGGGGCCCCGGCGCGGCAUCGUCGGAGGCGGACAAGCCCUUCUACGUGAACGUCGAGUUUCACCACGAGCGUGGCUUGGUGAAGGUCAAUGACAAGGAGGUGUCGGACCGCAUUAGCUCGCUGGGCACCCAGGCCAUGCAGAUGGAGCGCAAGAAGUCCCAGCACGGGCAGGGGCAGGGUGCGGGCGACGCGUCCAGGCCCUCUUACCGGGGGCGCUCUUCGGAGAGCGGCGGCCUUGGGGGCCUCGACGGCGACUACGAGGACGCAGAGCUAAACCCCCGCUUCCUUAAGGACAACGUGAUCCAUGCCAAUGGCGGGAGCAGGCCCCCGUGGCCGCCCCUGGAGUACCAGCCCUACCAGAGCAUCUACGUCGGGGGCAUGAUGGUGGAAGGCGAGGGCAAGGGCGCCCCGGGCCCGCUCCUGCGCAGCCAGAGCACCUCGGAGCAGGAGAAGCGCCUCACCUGGCCGCGCAGGUCCUACUCGCCCCGGAGCUUUGAGGACAGCGGAGGCGGCUACACGCCGGACUGCAGCUCCAACGAAAACCUCACGUCCAGCGAGGAGGACUUCUCCUCCGGCCAGUCCAGCCGCGUUUCCCCGAGCCCCACCGCCUACCGCACGUUCCGGGACAAGAGUCGCUCCCCGUCUCAGAACUCGCAGCAGUCCUUGGACAGCAGCAGCCCGCCCACGCCGCAGUGCCAGAAGCGGCACCGGCAGUGCCCGGUCGUGGUGUCGGAGGCCACCAUCGUGGGAGUCCGAAAGACGGGCCAGAUCUGGCCCAGCGAUGGGGACAGCGCCUUCCAGGGGGACCCAGACACCUCGUUUGGAACGCCCCCUGGCUAUGGCUGUGCUGCGGACCGGGCAGAGGGACAGCAGCGCCGGCAGCAGGACGGACUGCCCUACAUCGAUGACUCGCCCUCCUCCUCCCCUCACCUCAGCAGCAAGGGCAGGGGCAGCCGGGACGCUCUGGCCUCGGGAGCCCUGGAGUCUACCAAAGCGAGUGAACUGGACUUGGAAAAGGGCCUGGAGAUGAGAAAAUGGGUUCUGUCUGGAAUCCUGGCCAGUGAGGAGACGUACCUGAACCACCUGGAGGCACUGCUGCUGCCCAUGAAGCCGCUGAAGGCCGCCGCCACCACCUCCCAGCCGGUGCUGACGAGUCAGCAGAUCGAGACCAUCUUCUUCAAAGUGCCUGAGCUCUACGAGAUCCACAAGGACUUCUACGAUGGGCUCUUUCCCCGCGUGCAGCGCUGGAGCCACCAGCAGCGGGUGGGCGACCUCUUUCAGAAGCUGGCCAGCCAGUUGGGUGUGUACCGGGCCUUUGUGGACAACUACGGGGUUGCCAUGGAGACGGCCGAGAAGUGCUGUCAGGCCAACGCCCAGUUCGCAGAAAUCUCUGAGAACCUGAGAGCCAGAAGCAACAAGGAUGCCAAGGACCCAACCACCAAGAACUCGUUGGAAACCCUGCUAUACAAGCCUGUGGACCGGGUGACAAGAAGCACACUGGUCCUUCACGACCUGUUGAAGCACACUCCCCCCAGCCACCCCGACCACCCCCUGCUGCAGGACGCCCUCCGCAUCUCGCAGAACUUCCUGUCCAGCAUCAACGAGGAGAUCACACCCCGCAGGCAGUCCAUGACGGUGAAGAAGGGAGAGCACCGGCAGCUGCUUAAGGACAGCUUCAUGGUGGAGCUGGUGGAGGGGGCCCGCAAGCUACGUCACGUCUUCCUGUUCACCGACCUGCUCCUGUGCACCAAGCUCAAGAAGCAGAGCGGGGGCAAAACCCAGCAGUACGACUGCAAAUGGUACAUUCCGCUCACGGACCUCAGCUUCCAGAUGGUGGACGAGUCGGAGGCCACACCCAACCUCCCCCUGGUGCCCGACGAGGAGCUGGACGCCCUGAAGGUCAAGAUCUCCCAGCUCAAGAGUGACAUCCAGAGAGAGAAGAGGGCCAACAAGGGCAGCAAGGCCAUGGAGAGGCUGAAGAAGAAGCUGUCGGAGCAGGAGUCGCUGCUGCUGCUCAUGUCUCCCAGCAUGGCCUUCCGCGUGCACAACCGCAACGGCAAGAGUUACACAUUCCUGAUUUCCUCCGACUACGAGCGUGCCGAGUGGCGAGAGAACAUCCGGGAGCAGCAGAAGAAGUGUUUCAAAAGCUUCUCUCUGACGUCCGUGGAGCUGCAGAUGCUCACCAACUCCUGCGUCAAGCUGCAGACCGUCCACAGCGUCCCGCUGACCAUCAACAAAGAAGAUGAUGAGUCUCCAGGCCUGUACGGCUUCCUGAAUGUCAUCGUCCACUCAGCCACCGGAUUCAAGCAGAGUUCCAAUCUCUACUGCACCCUGGAGGUGGAUUCCUUUGGGUAUUUUGUGAAUAAAGCAAAGACGCGCGUCUACAGGGACACCACGGAGCCCAACUGGAACGAGGAGUUUGAGAUAGAGCUGGAAGGCUCCCAGACCCUGAGGAUACUGUGCUACGAGAAGUGCUACAACAAAACCAAGAUGGCCAAGGAGGACGGCGAGAGCACCGACCGGCUCAUGGGGAAAGGCCAGGUGCAGCUGGACCCCCAGGCCAUGCAGGACAGAGACUGGCAACGGACCGUCAUCGCCAUGAACGGGAUUGAAGUGAAGCUGUCGGUCAAGUUCACCAGCAGGGAGUUCAGCUUGAAGAGGAUGCCUUCCCGGAAACAGACAGGAGUCUUCGGGGUCAAGAUAGCCGUGGUCACCAAGAGGGAGAGGUCCAAGGUGCCCUACAUCGUGCGCCAGUGCGUGGAGGAGAUCGAACGGCGGGGCAUGGAGGAGGUGGGCAUCUACCGCGUGUCCGGAGUGGCCACGGACAUCCAGGCGCUGAAGGCGGCCUUCGACGUCAAUAACAAGGACGUGUCGGUGAUGAUGAGCCAGAUGGACGUGAACGCCAUCGCCGGCACGCUGAAGCUCUACUUCCGGGAGCUGCCCGAGCCCCUCUUCACUGACGAGUUCUACCCCAACUUCGCCGAGGGCAUCGCUCUUUCAGACCCCGUCGCAAAGGAAAGUUGCAUGCUGAACCUGCUGCUGUCCCUCCCGGAGGCCAACCUGCUCACCUUCCUCUUCCUCCUGGACCACCUGAAAAGGGUGGCAGAAAAGGAGACGGUGAACAAGAUGUCCCUGCACAACCUUGCCACUGUCUUCGGCCCCACGCUGCUGCGGCCCUCGGAGAAGGAGAGCAAGCUCCCCGCCAACCCCGGGCAGCCCGUGACCAUGACCGACAGCUGGUCCCUGGAGGUCAUGUCCCAGGUCCAGGUGCUGCUGUACUUCCUGCAGCUCGAGGCCAUCCCUGCCCCAGACAGCAAGAGACAGAGUAUCCUGUUCUCCACUGAAGUCUAAAGACCCAGCCAUCGUCUCCAGGAGGUCAGCAGGACUGCCUGGACACCCGUGGCGGAAUGGGCCACCCGCGGAGCAGGAACUGUAACCGGGCCACCUGCCAAGAGACAACAAGCACCCAAAGCAGAGGGCCAGAUGGCCUAGGCGGACCCCCCCCCCCCAGGGAGCACCUGGUGGGCCUGCAAGCCUUGGGCUGGCCUCAGACUGUGCUUUUCUCAAGCUGCCACCAGAGGGCGCUCCAAGCCCGCACUGCUCCACUGGGAGCGAAGGGAGUGGUUUUUAUGAAUUUAACUUAUCAGAAUUUAAAAGAUUCCCUACUGGAUCACCUGUCAAGAUGCACCCUGUCCGGGGAGAAGCUUCCCUCCCUGUUGUGUCUUGAAUAAACGCUGCUGCUGCUGCACCCCUGGGGGCCACGGCCCUCUCCCUGUGGCGGGGGAGAGGGAGGGGACGGGUCAGGUGCCCUGACCCAGGACACACACCCCCCCACCCCAUCCCCACCCGCCACCUGUAACAGGUCCAUACCGUGCAGCGCUCCAACUCCACACUCACCACCUGCUUCUCUCUUUUCUUUCUAGAAGGAUCUCUGCAGAAACUGGUCCGCUUCCUGCUGUUUCACAUUGCUUUGUUUUUUGCUGGCUUUUUGCCCCGGGAUGGAGCCAGGAUGCUGCGGGUGGGGGACCAGACCCCUCCUGGGGAGGGAGUGUCACUCGGGGACAGUCGGUGUGUCCACCAGCCCUGUCUUCCUGCCUGGCGCUCACUCCCUUUUUGGCUUUAAAGAAAAAAACAAAAACAAAAACACUUCAACUUCUCCGGCUCUGCUGUGCCCAAGGCCCCAGCCCCUCCUCCCCUGCACACCUGCCUUCUCUCCCGGCCUUCAGCGGAGCGCAGUUAACUCUUGUACAGGGCUGGUUUUAAAACUUUGAUCCGAAAUAGCCUUUUGAUACUUGAAUAUUUUUAAGUUUUAUACAUAGUUUCUAAGGUUUUUUUUUUCUUCUCCUAACAAGAUUCUGAUACCUUAAUAAGAUAUUAGAAUGUAUGCCGCGUGGACUGUCCCGUGUCCUAGCAGCAUUCCGUCUUCCUCGGAGCGCCCAGAGCGUGGGACACGAGGAGGGGCUGGGACAGGCCGGGCCUGGGGCUCCCAGUCCAUGCCCCGGCUCACCCCCGAACCUGGGCAGGAGCCAGGGCCGGCCGCCAAGUGUUGUGAAGAAACAGACCCUUGAGCAGUCACGGGUUUGUUCCGGGCAGGAGAGUGCAGACAGCCAGGGGAAGCGAGAGGCGAGGUUUCCCAGCCGGUCUUGGGGGGGCUGGGGGUGGGGGUGGGGGCUGCAGGAGGCAGAGGAGCAGUAGGCGAGACUCUGGACCGUGAGCACGAGAAGUCACGGGAGGACACAGCAGGGCGCCGUCCCAUCACCCGGGCGUCCACAGGCAGCCCACCGCGGGGAGCCCCUAGAGCCGGGGAGCCCUGUGCCCCCUUCCUGGCUGCUGGGGGCCUCGCCCAGGGAGGCAGAAGGCAGGAAAGCAAAGACAUGGAGGUUCGCUGCUGCUGCGCGUGGCAUCCAUGUAGCCUGCUUUCGGCUCGCAGCGCCUUGCAGGCAGGGAGUGGGAGCUUGUGCCCUCAGCACCCAGCUGGGGCCCCUGGACCCCUCUCUGGCCUGGCUUCCCAGCCCCACGAGGGCCAGCUCUUAUUUCUGUACCCCCCUAAUCCCCUCCAGUAUGUCUUGCGGUCUGCAUCUGUUGCCUAGAAACUGGAAAGCAAUAUGCCCCAACCCAAUGUGUGUGCCAAUGCGGGCCACCUCCUCCUACCCCCAGCCCCAUCCCUGCUGCCUCCGGCCCCUGUGAACCCCCCUCCCCCGCUGCCUCCUCGCCCUGGACUUCUUAUUUAUAUAGGACCCGUGCUAUUGGACCUCGAAAUGACCCCGUCCUGGCCGUGCGGUUGUGAGCGUGUCCCUCUGCCGCUGGCCACAGGGUCCAUCAGUGCUUUGCAUGGGAGUAGGGGGCUGCCUCAGUUUACCUCCUGUGUCAUACCCCACGGGCCUGUGAAUUGGCAGAGCCAGUGCGGAGCUGACCUAGGAGGGAGACCCGACCCCACCCCCGACGAGGUGUGGCCACCAGACUCUGCAGCCAGAAGCCAUGCUCUCGGGCCUCGGGCCUCACCAUCACCGCAGCCUGGCUGUCCCGCACCAAUGGGCGGCUGUGCCCAUCCCACUUCGGAGCCCAGCUGUCUGUGCCACACGGGGCUGGGGGUGGUGGGGGGAGCCUGGAGGACUGGCUGCCACUUCCAUUAAAGUUCCCUGUGACAACAACAA
Messenger RNA from Oryctolagus cuniculus (rabbit), 6574 nucleotides. RefSeq names its product BCR activator of RhoGEF and GTPase (gene BCR). The record is from RefSeq and is a predicted model, not a curated record. Gene Ontology annotation, molecular function: protein serine/threonine kinase activity; GTPase activator activity; guanyl-nucleotide exchange factor activity. Gene Ontology annotation, cellular component: membrane. Gene Ontology annotation, biological process: positive regulation of GTPase activity; intracellular signal transduction; protein phosphorylation. Lineage: Eukaryota; Metazoa; Chordata; Mammalia; Lagomorpha; Leporidae.